Molecule: messenger RNA, 6664 nt
Organism: Notolabrus celidotus (New Zealand spotty)
Lineage: Eukaryota; Metazoa; Chordata; Actinopteri; Labriformes; Labridae
Gene: phldb1b
Product: pleckstrin homology-like domain, family B, member 1b
Exons: 12
Coding region: 227-3079 (950 amino acids)
Biological process (GO): regulation of microtubule cytoskeleton organization
Cellular component (GO): basal cortex
Molecular function (GO): protein binding
Source: RefSeq, a predicted model, not a curated record
AGGAAUGUAGGUCUUAGUUUAGUGGAGCAAGCAGCAACAGGUCCAGAUCCUGAGUGCUCGUUUGUUGAGGAGUCUGCACCGGUGACUCUGGACAAAAGGACGAGACCAGGACAAAGAGACGAUCCGUGUUUCAUGGAGAGAGGCAGCGAUCAGAGAAUCAGUGUUAGAGGUGUCCUGAUAUUUCAGACUGAUAGGAGAGAGUGAGCGGCUCAGAUUUAUCUCAACCAUGGAUGCUGUGCAUCAUCUGGACAACUGGAGAAAGGAUCUUCAUGUGUCUCAGGCAGCUGUGGACAACUCAGUGGACAUGGACCGCCUGAACAGGAACAUCAUGCCGGAGUUUGGACGGCAAACACACCAGGUGUUACAGAGCACACCAUUGGAUUUAUAUGAGACUGGAAAGGGGCUGAAGUUCCAGGCAGAGCGGCCCCACCUGGUCAGCCUGGGAAGUGGACGACUGAGUACAGCCAUCACCUUGCUGCCACUUUCUGAAGGCCGCACCACAAUGGGUCAAGGUUCCACGGACAUCAACAUCCAGGGUCCCGGGGUCGCCCCCCAGCACUGUUUCAUAGAGAACAGAUCGGGGCUCAUCACGCUGCACCCCUGUGGGAACCUCUGCUCAGUCGACGGGCUCCAGGUCACAAAGCCAGUCCGCCUGUCACAAGGCUGCAUGCUGUGUUUUGGCCAGUCAGCCUUCUUCCGCUUCAACCACCCUGAAGAAGCACUCAGGAUGAAGAGCAUGAUGCCCCAAGGAGGACGAGUCUCCACCGGGGACUACAAAUUAUGUGCAGACACAGAGAGCUUGGUCAAUGGGAAUCACCAGGCCGGUCCAGCCCAGUCUCCCCCAGCUCCUGGAGACAGAGUCCAGUCUGAGCACAGUGCGAUCGUCAGCUCCAUCGAGAAGGACCUGCAGGACAUCAUGGACUCUCUAGUCAUGGACGACCCUCAGCCGUCCUCCUCAGAGGGCAAGAAGCCUCCCGGAGGACCCAUCACCGGCUCCCCCCUGUCCCCGAUGGUCAACGGAGGGGGCCGGUUUCUUCUCUCCCCUCCCACCAGCCCAGGGGCCAUGUCUGUGGGGUCCAGCUAUGAGAAUAACUCCCCUCCCUUCUCCCCCCUGUCCUCCCCCUCAGCGGCCAGCAGCGGGAGCUUCACCAGCCCCUCUCCCAGUGGAGGACCCCAGGACCAGAGUUCGUCUCUGCCGCCAGUGCCUGUACGCUCCUCUAGCUACAACUUCACCGCCCAGCCUCCACCCGUCCCACAGCCACGGACCAUACUGCCCAACUUCAGUGGCGGUGGGCUGAGCCAGAAGGUUCAGGAAAGCCCCCGACUGCAGAGGAAGGUCCUAGCAGAGGCUCCUCAGAGCCCCAAGCCGAGCCGCCGAGGUCUGAGCCAAGACGGGUUUGAGAGCCCCCGACAGACCUCUUUCAUGUCCUCCUGUGAAUCUCUCAGUAGUAGACAUGUCGUGCCAAGUAGCCCCAGACUCACUCCCAAAUUCCCUUCCUGUCCGUCCCCGUCCCCCUCCAGUCCCAGGACCAAAACCACCACUGUGCUCCAAGAGAGACCUGCCAGUCCCUUCAGAGAGCAGGCCAGUCUAGCUGACUGCUCGCUCUCCUCCAGCCCCUCCAGGCAGCUGUCCCAACCCACCAGAGCCUUCCAGCCCCCCCUGGACCCCAUCGUCCACAUCAUCCAAGGAUCACCCCUCCAGCAGCAUGCACGUUCGCUGCAGCCCCCCGAGAGUCCCCGCAUGGCGAGGAGGAACCUGGAGCUGAAUGGCAGCGGUGGAGGGUGCAGCAGUAUGAGAGAGCUGCCCCCUCUUAGCCCCUCUCUGGCUCGGAGGGGGGUCCCGGUACUUCCAGGGGCUCUCCCAGGGACCAUACCCACCUUGAGGACUCCUGAUAGCCCCUCAAGUUUGGGUAGGUUUGUCCCAGAGAGUCCAAGGCUUCGCCGCAAGUCUGGAUCUACAUCUGAGGAGCCGACGUGCAGCAGGGGGAUCAGAGCCCGCAGCCCGUCGCCGACCUCCAUGAUGAUGGAUGGCGGGGGUUCAGGAGGCCGAAAGGCAAGCUUUGGGAAUUCCUUGUCGCCUGCUUACAGUCUGGGGUCCUUGCCCGGUUCGUCCCCCGUGUCCAGCCCCAGGAGCCACAGGAAGAUGUCUUCAGGGAGACCUCACCCAGGGAUGAGGGAGAGGAAGAACAGCAUCAGCGAGAUCAGUGACAACGAGGACGAGCUGCUGGAGUAUCACCGACGGCAGAGAGAGGAGCGGCUCAGAGAGCAGGAGAUGGAGAGACUGAAAGCCUCCUCCUCCUCCUGCAGGCCGUCCCCGCACAUUAUGAUCUCUGACUCCGCCCCCUUCUACCGCAGAGUCCUCACCUCCUCACAAGACCUGGGUUGGGGGUGGAGCGCUGGAGGAGUGGACGCGAUGAAGAUCGAAGAGAUGGAGAAGAUGCUGAAGGAGGCUCAGCUGGAGAAGGCCAGACUUAUUGAGUCCAGGGAGCGAGAGAGCAUGGCUCGCCGUCAGAUGCUGGAGGAGGAGAGGAGGAGGAGGGAGGAGGCCGAGAAGAGACUACAGGAUGAAACUUUCCACCGGCAGCAGCUCGUGGAGAAGGAGGUCAAGAUGAGGUCCAAGAACUUCUCUCAGGCCCGUCCGAUGACACGCUACCUGCCCAUCCGCAAAGAAGAGUUCGACCUGCGCUCCCACGUGGAGUCGUCGGGUCACAGCGUGGACACGUGCUUCCACGUCAUCCUCACAGAGAAGAUGUGCAAGGGCUACCUGGUGAAGAUGGGAGGAAAGAUCAAGUCCUGGAAGAAACGCUGGUUCGUCUUCGACCGCCUAAAGAGGACCUUCUCUUACUAUGUUGACAAACACGAGACCAAGCUGAAAGGUGUGAUCUACUUCCAGGCGAUAGAAGAGGUCUAUUAUGAUCACCUCCGCAGUGCCACGAAGAGCCCGAACCCCGCCCUGACCUUCUGCGUGAAGACCCACGACCGCCUCUACUACAUGGUGGCUCCGUCAGCAGAGGCCAUGAGGAUCUGGAUGGACGUGAUCGUGACGGGAGCGGAGGGAUACACGCAGUUCAUGAACUGAGAGACACGCAAAGUGCAGCACAGGUGACGGGCAGACAGUAUCGGCAGGGACUCUCCCACCACGGACUCUACUGGCCACUUCCUGUUUCCUGUCCACAGCGGACACACAACGCCUUCUUUGUUACUUUGGAAUCUCACCCUUUGAUUUGUAGACAUUCUCACCUCCACACGUUUUCUACCUGUUUCUGUUCGGAUUGAAAAAGGGAGCCCUCGGAGGACACACACACAUGUAGACACACCUGUAUAUAAACCAAAUGUAUGGAGACUUUAAAGAAGCCUUUCUAUAUUGCCAAAUGGAGAUCUUGUAGUUACUGUUUAUUGAGACUUUUGUAUUAUUUCUUUUCUUUCUUUCUUUUUUUACUUUUAGAGAAUAUUGCCAAAUGACAUAAUGCCAAUGUUUUAUUUGAGUGUUUCAUCCUGAUCAGUUCAGACAGAGAGUUUUAAAGAGUCUUCAGUCCGAGGGUGUUAAUCAUUAAGAAUCUUAUCAUCAUGUACGAGUCUGUGAGAGACUUCAGUCAGUGAACAGGGACGCAGGGAAACCCAGGAGAACAUCGUCACCAUGGAUUCACCUCACCACAGUGCUGCUCCUGGAAUUAACGCUCUGCAUAGUGUAGCAUUCACAGCACAUCACGGUACUUACAGCUACACGCUACUCACUCCACAUAGGCUUACCAAAGUAACUGUAGGUGUUUUGUUGAGACUUUCACCCACUGCAGCUCAGGUGUCCACUCUGCAGUUCUCACUAUGGUUCGACUGGUGCAGGACUCGAGAAGGACGCACUGAUUUAAGAUUUUAAUCCAAAUACAAAGCCCCAAUAAACCAGAAUCAUAAAUACAACUAAAUCAACAUUAGCACAUGUUGCAUCCAGCUUCAAAUUUGAAGAACAGAUAAAUAAAGUAGUUAUAGUAGUGGAAGGAAACUCACGAGAUGCCCUCCAACGAUCAGAAGUCGACCCCUGAAGAGAAACCUGUUCAUUGGUCGAACCAUAGCUGCAGCGUCCUCAUAGUCGCUGUGAAUAUGUUGAUCAUCACUGUUUCUGUGUGACGCCAACUAAAGGUGCGAACUGCACGCCUGUGUGCAAACAUCAGAACAAAGACACGCUCUCCUGUUUGCCAAGUAGCCUUUAGCGCACCUGAUAAAGCGGCCAUCAUCACUGCCAGCCUAAAGCAUAUCCACUAGAGGGCACUGCAGAGACCACACCUGCACAGGACCACACAGGAGGAUUUAAAAAAAAACAAACAGACUAAUGCAAUUCAGAACUGUGCCUUGAAUAUGUGUCGUUAUUGAUGCCGUGUCCGUGAGUCCAGCACAGCCUCUCUGGAGGCUGCGAUGGAAUGAAUGCAUUUGAGUUUGUGUUUCUGAGACAGAUGUGCAUGAAGUGAUCACGUUAAAGGGACGUCUGCCUCUGGUGUCGUUGCAGAGAUGAGGAGGCCCUGAGCACAGUGAGGAUAGGUUGCUGUAAUUUUCUAAACGCUGAAUGUACAAAAUAUGGAGUAAAGCUGUUGAUGUCAUCGAGAGAAGAUCCUCCUGGAGCUCUGGAGGAUCUUUGUUCUGUCUUUGAAGCAAGGCUGAAAUCUAAAAUCUCACAACCUUAAAUUGUAUCUGCUUUGUUGUAGAUGUUUCCAGGUUGCUUAUGUUUUUGCAAGUUGCAGACUGAUUGUGUUACUGGAGACUCAAGUUGUUAAGUAUUGGGACAUUGUUCCGUGUCUUCAUGGGAGCUUUAGUGUUACUGAGAGAUCAGGGAAGCGCUGGAACUUUUGAAUGCAGGGAAAAAGAUCACUUUUAAUCCGUAAAUUAGAAAUAACUGAUUCAAAUUGAUUUAUUAUGAGCUGAACCCUGCAGGGAAUAAUCUGCUGUUACAAUUUAAGGCAUAGAGUUUAAGUCAUGUGGUCGUUCCAAGCAGCUUCCUCUGAUGCUGAAAAAUGAAGCACAUGCAGGAGUGCGAAAAAAACUGCAGUACCACAAGUGUCCACUUGAGGGUGGUUGCACAAGCAAAAGAAUCCCCAUCAGAUCCCAUGUUAAAAUGCCAAUUUAGAAUAUCUGCAUUAACACUGGGGAUGAUUUUUUUUAAUGACACAUCUGUUAAGAUAAAUUAAGGAUUGGAGUUAUACAUAUAUGUGCAUAAAUUAGAAGCACAGCCUCUGCCUCAGCUUCACUUCUUGGUUGACCAAAAGUUAGCCCACCUCAGAGACACUAUCAGCUGCAUGAUUGGAUUCAGAGGAUUUGUAAUUUCAGAUAUUUUGCCUUGACAAGGGGAGUAAAAGUCGAGUUCUCUUGUACUCCAGCACUUUAAUUUGACUUUUUUUGUCCAGCAAGUUUUCCAACAAUUUGGAAUAUAUAACAUUUCUGGAGAUGACCUUCAAAUCUUGAGUUCAGAACAAAUAGAAAUGUAGAACAAGCUGAGGUGAGCAAUGAAACUUGUGCUCUGAAGAAUGUUUUAAAUGUUUUGUACAUUCAGUCGUGAAGAGACGAUGCUUCACUUAAGUCCAGAUUUUAUUUUACAGUUCAAGUUAAACUGUAAAAACAGUGUUGACGUGUAAAUGCUCUCUUAAAUGGUUCUUUAACCUUUAUUUUGCAUGAGAAGUUAUUAGUUUGAGUAAUUGAGUUUGAAAUCCUCGCUGUGCUCUGAGGCCUGCGUCGUGCAUGACACCAGAGGAGACCUCCUGCUUUAACAGACUGUAACUGGCUGGGCUCGCCCGGCGUCUUUAUUGUGAAGUACCGAUCAUUGUCACGUUGUAAAUCUAAUGAUGGGUUUGUAGGCGACAGCUGCAGGAUGCUGUUUCUGUGUUUUAUUUUGUAGGAGCAGAGGUCAGACUGUGACGCUGUGAUCAGUGGAGCAUGUGGAACUGUGGUUUGGUUUCAUGCAUCGGUACAGUGACGAUGAUAAUUUAUGGUUGUGGUGCCUGAAGUAGUGACACGUUUACUUCUCAAAAAAAAAGAAGAAAAAAAAGACGACUAGUGAAAAAGACCUUAAUAUAUUCUGUCCCCCUUGCCUUUAAUUUCUCUGCACAGUGUGCAAACCAAACUAUUCAACACUGGCAAGGCUGUUCAAUCAUGUCUGUGGAUAGUCGGUGGUGUAUACAUUACUGUUAUCUAUGUUGAAAAGAAAGGAAACUAAAUAUACUGUAAAGAGGAUGUCUGAAUGAAAACAUAUUAUUGAAACACAGUAUUGUAUGGAAAGACAAUUUUUACUUAUUUUUGUCAUUUUUAGAAAUUUUAUCGUCAUUUACAAAUUGUAUGGUGGAGUCGUAUAAAUCUACCUUUUUUUUUUUUACUGGUACAACAGAACACACACACACACACAUGCACACACACACACAAGCAAGCAUGCAUGCACGCACGCAUGCACGCACACACACAUGCAGAAUAACUCACCCAGCACAUAAGAGACUUUGGUUUUCCUAGAAAGUAGAUCCUGUUUCACACACACACACACACACACACACACACACACACACACACACACACGCUCACAAUCAAUACUCGGACCAUACUGUGUUAUUGGUACCUUGUGUGUCUCAUGUGUUACUUUCACAUAUGAAUAAUAUGGUUUAGUCAAAUCUAUUAAAAGAUGACUGUUACAGGA